This is a messenger RNA of Amoebophrya sp. A25, 12162 nucleotides long. NCBI's taxonomy places the organism in Eukaryota, Dinophyceae, Syndiniales, Amoebophryaceae. The record is from the annotation of a GenBank genome assembly.
UGUGACCAGGCUAUUUCGAAGCUGGCGACGAACAUGCUGGAGGGGGACGAUCGGUGGAUGUAUCGUAUGCAAAAAGAGGGAGGCCGCAGAAGCGUACGGAAGGGCAUCCAACAGGACCUAGACAGACGGCAGCUCACGAAGAUGUCUCCGGUUGCGCGAGCAAAUCUUUGGGAAGGACAGCGCUCAAAAUUUGGUCCGACACACCUUGCGCGCUUGGCACGUGGCGAAAGUGGGUUCAGGAAGGUAGACUUCGGUUAAGGCCGCGCUAACGCGUAUCUACCCAACGAACGUGUUAGUUUCCAGCCUUUUCUUGUUGUUUGUAUCGUCUCGAGGCAUGACGGGGGGGGUCAGUCCACUACUCUCCAUACAACUCAGUGGCUCCAUUGGUCAUUUAGGUCAUUCGUAUCACAAUCAUUUUAGCACCACCAUCCUUUAGUGUGUAAGCGUAAAAACCUGCUCUACUAGCACUAAUCAUAUUCGUCAAGAGUAACAACUCGACGAUGUUGAUGAUGACGAUGCUGGCCCUUCUAGUGAAGUAAAUAGCCUACUUGUAUUUGUGAUGUCUCACAUCUAGACGAGGAACCAUCCCUCUGCUGACUAUUUAUAACUACUAGCUACUAGCAGACUGAAAUGCCCUCGGGUACUCACGUGUUUUGAUUCGGAGGGUUUCAGUUUCCCUGAGAAGAAACGAAAUGAAUUUCCCUGCGUACUAGAUGUCAUUGAGUCUGAACACCUCUGCUCAGGAGACACCGAAUCAGUGGACAAGACUACUUAUUUUCUUGGAAGGAGUAGUCAUGUGGAUUUUGAUUUCCUAAGGGAUUCAUGGCGUAGCAGGUCAUCGAAAUCAAGCUAACGCCAACCGCUAAUUUGAAAUGCAGACGGGAAUCACAGGCCGCACUGCAUAUUCGAAAAAGAACGCUGCACGUGGGCCAUAUGGGAGUCGCGAAUCAGAAAAGACUGUCGACGGGGUCGUUCCUCAUAUGAACAUUUCACCCAAGCCCCCGCCUGCGUCCUUCCUCGAAGAAGAUGCUGUUGAUGUUGAGUCCGGAGAAACAGACACCGCUACGGCAGUGAUAGUAAUCCCUUACUCACAAUGACUCGUGCAGGAGUUGGAGACGUAUAAUUAAUGACUUUCUGAAAAACAGAGAAAGAAUGUCAGAUAUUAUCUAUUUGAAAGCAAUGCUUGGCUAAGAAAGUGGAUUUAUGUAAGAGUCUUCGUCUUCCAACAAGUGAGGGUGACCAGGCAUUAGACGGGAAGUGCCAUCACUCUCCACACGCAGAUGGUGCACGAUUUCAAUUUCCAUCUAAUGAUAAUGAACUCGACGACCACGACAAUGUGGUGGAGGCCGCGAACUCCUUCCUGGAUGUCUCUCCGGGUACGCCUAAACGACAAGAAGAGGAGAAGCAUAUUUCCGAAGAUGGAGCGAACAUGUCCAAAGAUGCAGAAAAAUCUCCUCCGAAGAGACAGCUCUUGCGCAAAGCUGGCGAUAUUCUGGACGAUAGCACCCAACAGUUGGUCACGACCGCGUUCAGUGAGGUCGGCCACGUGUCGACCACUGCGUUCACGAGGGCCGCGGAUGAGCCGGCGGCCACUCCCACGCGCACUCGGGUGGUGGACACUGCGUCGACCACUGCGUUCACUGAGAUGGGUGUCGAGACAACUGGAGGACCGAGCGGGGAAGAACAAAACGAAGCAGGAGGAGAGCCAGUAGCUACCGCAACGAAGGUCGGAUCGAACCAGCUCGAAGAAAUUGCGCUCAGGUGGCACAUACUUCGCAGCGCUCUCUUGAUAAGGCUCAACAGAGCGCCUCUUUGAGUUAUUUGACAGCACUGGCGAGCCUUCGUUGUACCCCGAGACAAGUAAGUACUUUCUUGGACUUAAAUAGCGAUAAGCGUGCGCAUGUGUUUACUGGCCUUGUCUGCUCUGGAUUUGUACUUACUAGUUCAGAGGCAAGUCGAUUCGUGACAUGUCAAGGUUGCAGCAGAUCAUCAAAAACAUGGAGACAGAUGCGUUCUUCUAUUUCGCUCUAAUGUUAAAGGGCCUGCACCUGCGGUUUGCUUUUCGUGUGGAUAAUGGAGCCCUCGCACAGCUUCCGGCUGCAGAUUAGGGCGUCACCUCGUUUUAUUGGCAAGCUUGCUUCCUUGUUGGAAAUGGAAUAUGUCAAAACUACAAAACUAUCAGGGACUACAUGGCCCUCCAUCUGAGUGGUGGAUCGACUAGUAUGUUUCUCCCCUCCAUCUAAGUACCUAAGUAUGGGAAAAGGAGAAGUCAUGAGGUCGCUAAGCCAUAUGCUUUGAAGAGAAAGAGUAUCCGUUUUCUGACACGGUGUACUAUGUGACGAAGAAGCAGGAAGGAGGAAAACUUUACAGCUCGUAGACGAGCUGCUCGCCCUAUUUUAGCGUACUAUACAUUUACAUGUGCAUCAUACAUCAACUUGAUACCUUCGUCAAACAGGGACAGCUCUACAGUUGACAAGUCUAGACACUACUCGAGGAAGCAUAGAGCCAAACAUCAACACGAAGGAAUUGAUGCAUUUAUUUACCAACCCAGAAGAUAUCUAGAGGGUGAGGGCAUAGCCCUGCCCUUAAGUUAGGCUGUAUCUGUUUCUAAGAAGGUACUGAAUAUUAUAGGCAUGACCAUCUGGAGGUAGGUCGAGGUUUUCCUUCCUUGUAUAUUCGAUUCUGAAUUACUUGAAUAUGUUAACCUUUUUUGAAUUCACAGAAGGGAGCUUUGCUACCGUGCAUACUUUAGCUUUACGGACUGAAAAGAUGAAGAUUACUGGGCUCCCCAAAUACGAAUUGUCCUAAGUGGGAGUGGGUGGCUGCUGGGCGUGGUUCUAACUAGAACGGCGCGAUCCGUAUGAUAUGACAGACGUGAGAGGCGAGAGUGGCAAGAUAAGCCGCGUCAAGGUCGAGAAGGAGACGCAAGGCCUUGUUGUGCGGCCUUGGAAGAAGAUUUACACUUACGGCUAUCUGAUACAGAGGCUGCCGCUAAAGUAGAUAAAGCUGACUACUACGUCUCCGGUGCAUUUGCUCUACGAGGAAGACAUGCAAAUGCUUGACGAAAGUCAAAGCCUAUGUAUGUACCAGGGAGGUGGGAGGCUCCCGUGGGACUUACGGAACGCCGUAGCAGAACUUUCACGUGACGCAUGACACCCACCGCGCCACGCCCAGAGCUUCGGGGGUGGGUGCGUUGUCUGCGUUCAAUUUCAAGCGCCACGCAGCACGCAGCAACUUGCGGAAAAGGCUAGCACGCGCCUCACGUGUCACGCGGCGGCGCGUCGUCCACGGGUCCGCGAUCGAUCCGCGCCGGGCCAUUGGUCGACCCGUGGGCCGUUGGUCGAUCCGUGGGCCCUUGAUCGACCUGGGGGCCCUUGAUCGAUCCGGGGGCCCUUGGCCGAUCCGGGGGCCCUUGGUCGAUCCGUGGACCCUUGGCCGAUCCGGGGGCGCUUGGUCGAUUCGUGGACCCUUGGCCGAUCCGGGGGCCCUUGAUCGAUCUGGGUGGGGGCCCUUGAUCGAUCCGGGGCUCCUUGGUCGAUCCUUGGGCCCUUGGUCGAUCCGUGGACCCUUGGCCGAUCCGUGGGCCCUUGGUCGAUCCGUGCGUCCUUCGUCGGUCCGUAGGUCCUCGGCUAAUCCGUGGGCCCUAGGUGUACGUCAAUCCGUGGAUCCUAGGCCGCUCCGCGGAUCUUUGGUCGUUCCGUGGUUCUUUGAUCGAUUCGGGGGCCGUUGAUCGAUGCGUGGGCCCUUGAUCGAUCCGUGGCUCCUUGAUCGAUCCGCGGGCCCUUGGUCGAUCCGGGGACCCUUGGCCGGUUCGCAUUCGUGGGUCCUUGACGUUGGCCAAUCCGUGGGUCCUUGGGUGGUCCGUGGCUCUUUGAUCGAUCCGCGGGCCCUUGGUCGAUCCCUGGGCCCUUGAUCGAUCCGUGGGUCCUUGAUAGGUCCGUGGAUCCUUGGCCGGUCCGUGGAUCCUUGAUCGGUCCGGGGAUCUUUGGUCGAUCCGCGGGCCCUUGGUCGAUCCGUGGCCCCUUGCUCGAUUCAUGGGCCUUCGGUGGGUCGAUGAUCCGUGGGGGUUUUUUGGCUGAUCGAUCCGGGGACCUUUGGCCGAUCCGUGGACCAUUGGCCGAUCCGUGGGCCGUUGGCCGAUCUGUGGCCCGUUGCCUUGGUCGAUCUGUGACGCGUCACGCGUCACGCAUCAAAGAAGAGCAAGGAGGCCGCCCUUUUUUUGGGGGCGUGUGCGGUGGGACUAAUUUGGACAGCUUUACGGCGUUCGGCCCACCUUAGGGGGGCCCCCCGCCCUAGGCCUGGGGAGGGCGUAUAUACUUUUACUACAGGGGUGAACCCCUGUGCACUCAUGUGCAGUAAAAUUACAGAUUUACAACAAUCUGAGGGCCCCGCGCCUGCGCUAGCGUGUGGUCUGCUGCGCGAUGAAGGUUCCAGCGAGCGCAGUGAUGCAAGUGCAUACACAGGAGCCGCGCUCCUUGGUGAAAAUAUAGCACACACGCGCGCCAUCGCUCAUGUUCGUGAUCGGCACGUGGCAGGAUGCUCUUUCUGGCGCCUCUUUGUCUCCUGCUGUUUCAGCGCCCGCAGGAGCAAGGAGCGGCUGGUGCCGGGCCGUCUUGGCGCUGGAGAUGUGCGGCGGGAGCUGGUUCAGCAUGUGCGGAGGGCCCGGGCUUGGCAGUUUUGCGCGCGCGGAUCUGACUGUAAGUGUAUCCAACACCAACGAGGGGCCCGGCUGCGUACUGGCGUGCUGCCUUAGGGGGGCGCCAAGGAUUGGGCAUGUGCUCGUGUUGCAUCUGGCCGCGGAGGGGGGGCCAGUUCUUUGCGCCGAUGUUCUCUCCCUAGGGGAGACUGUCUGUGAGCCGCCCGGCUUGCCAUGUUCAUGCGCUUGACACAGAGCAGCGCUGGCUAGGAAAGUGGGCAGUAGAGUUCAUGCCAACUAACAUGCCCCAUGUCCGCGCCUGGGGCUCCUCAUAUUCGGUGGAAUCAAGCACCGACGGCCAUUCGACAGUCGUCCGCCUGAUCGGUCUGAACCACUGAGGGCCCUCAGGGGGAGGCCUCAUGCUGCAAUGUCGAUCAAGUUUCUAAGUAGCUCCUGCGACGGGACCGGAAACGACGGGAUGGGCAUGGGCUCCUUUCAGGGGCCUGCAAGACCUGAAAGCCAUGGACCAAGCCAUUGUUAUGGAGGGUCAGAAUCCACGUGUAAGUGUAACAGGACAAGCACUAAAUUGCUCGAACACGUGAAAUAGCUGAGGUAAUGACUGAAAUAGGGAGGUAGCUUUAGCAAGCUACCCGUCCUUGUUCAGUAUCUCGGCUAUGCUCAUCAGUUGCUUGCUCAUUUCAUUUUAUCGAAUACUCAGGAGCUUGACCCUGCUCAUCUUAAUAUCUAUAGAUAUAUGACUCCCACUCCGGCCCGCACGCCCCCCCUCAAAGGAGGUCUGGUCUGUGGUGGCGCGCGCGCGCGCUUUUCCGCGCGGCAUCUAGUGGGGGAAGGCGUCCAAACUUGGCGCGGGUCUCCCCUUGAGCCUCUCAGCUGGUUCCUCCGGGGCCUCUUGGCCUUUGCUGACCCUCGCAGGUGGGAGGUGUCCGGGGUAGAAGGCCGCCGAGGUCCAGCCUUUCGCCUUUUGCUGUCUUCGGGGGCCUUCCGUUGCCGGUGCACUGUUGCGGCGGCGAAGCCUGACUGAUGCACUGAGGGCACAGGCAGGCACCUGGAAUGGGGCGCAGGCGAUCCCUCGGGCUCUUUUUGAAGCCUCCCACCACUAUCGGGGGCCCCUCAAGUCUGUAGGGUACACGCAAACGAGAAGGGGGCAGCCCCUUGGCCGCCUUUUGAGGCCUUCUGCCUCCGGCAGACGCCUCCAAAAGGGGCCCAGGGCGCUCGGCCCCCCCCCCGCGAGGGGGAGGGCCGUCGCCCCGCGCCCUUGAACAUAUAGAGAAAUGUAGCAUACUUAUGUAUGAGAAUCAAUUGGUCUGCCUCUGCGCCAUGGGUUACUUUGUAGUUCCUUCAAGUCGAACAGUAGUCAAUAAUACUCUGUCCAUGAAAUACAAUGGUCAAGAAUAUUGUGCCGCUCAAGCCAAUGAGAGCACUUCAGCAUAUACGGUGAAGGCUGUGCCACUUGGUCUCGGCUUCUUGACUUGACAAGGAGUGUCCGUGCCUGGUAUCGUAAUAAGUACCAAAUAUCACGGCCGUCUUACUUUUGAUUCGGCGCGCGGGAGGGGUUGUAACGCGCAAGAGCAGUUAUAGCACGAAUGGCGCAUGGGGCGACUGGUACGAAUGGCAUGAAUGGCACACCCCAACACACCCCAAACGUGUCACGAAUGGCACGAAAGGCACAGGUUGACAGGGUUCCGCUAGCUGGCGCCCCUGAUCUCGUCCGCUUAUCGAGUGCGUGGGUCGUGCGUAACUGGUUCUGCCCAUGCAUGAGAGAGGCCACAUCGGUCGACAAAGCCGGCGGCGAGCGAGGAGAGGGAGGCGCGAGUCUCCGGCAGGCUCCUCUACCGUUUUGAAAGUGGCAAGCUAGCGGGCUAGGGAAACAGCGGAAGCCGCUCCUGAGGGGUGCAGAACUUCUCUUCACGACGCAAGGCGCCGCGUGGGCUUCGUUUUUUCCCGGAAUUCUGUGGGGGUCAUACAAAUUCGGACGGACUUGCGUAACCCCCACGGAAUUCCGGGAAGGAAAUGCUGCGAGACCACCGGAGCGGCAUCGGGGUCCAGCUUAAAAACAGGCGUAGCCGCGUGCUUUGCGGUAGCCGUGACGACGAAGACGGGAAGAGGUGGCGCCGAAGCAUGGCGCCCCGCCCGUAGCGGGGAGGCGGCCUUCCUUGGUAUCUAGUGGAACUGUGUAAGGGGUGCGCGUUUGGCUGCGUGCAGGGCUUGGCGCCUGAAGGGCGCCCUGCGCCCGCGGGGUUCUUGGCGGUCGGCAUAGAGCGUCGCGCAGGAAGUGGUAACCUAGUGGAGGGAGCAACGGGCGCCCGAAGGGCGCCCCGCUCUCGAAGGUCCAUUUGGAUGGCCCACGAAUGGGACGAGUCGCGAGGCCGAUCGCGGUCACGGAUUGCGCCCCCCCCAUCCGUGCCAUUCGGUCCAUGCCAUCCCAGACCUGGAACCCUUUGGAAGCCAAGUCUUGGCCUGAUCGCCAUGGUCCUUGGCCUGCUCAUGUCGUGAAGAUUUCACUCCAAGCCCAAGAUUGGUGUGAGAUCUUUUAAGUACUUACAAUAUUGAGUGAUAUUCAGCUGGAGCUGCAGCCGUCUCGUCUAUUGUUAUUGAUUGCUCAGUAGAUUCUUAUUAGUAUUAUAUUUUUUUAUUGUAUAUUAGCUUGGCUUUUUUCCUGGGAGAUAAUAUUAAGUCACACUUCCGCAUUAUUCUGAAACUCGUGCGUCGAGGGGACGUGGCGUUGGUAAUAGAUUGUGGUGAAGCUACUUUUGAUGCUUCUAACGCUGGGGAGGGGAAAGGAGAAGCAGGCCACUUCUUCCCCUAGAAGAGAAAGAAAGACGGGACUAAUCAAUCGCAAGAACCUCUUUCCAAGAAAUCACGAUAGGUAACCAAUCUCCAAAAUAAGUGCGGAGGAAAAAAGACCACGGCCAUCAAGGUCAUAUUUGUGGGAUGAAAUGAAGAGCUUCGCGCCUGUUUCAUUCCCACCAAUUAUGAUGAGAUCCAAUCUCAUGUUAAACGUAAACAGGCAAGAAGAGGCUGGAGUCGCACCCUCUAAUAUCGAAAAUGCACUGAAGGAGAACGCGGAGGGAAAGCAGGAUCUCGAAGAGUGGACCAACGCAAAGUUACGUCCGACCAUCGUAACUCAGUGGUAAUUACCAGAAUAGGUGAGAUUACAACACUAGGUGAAGUUGAAAAGUUUUAUAACCGUACCCGUGCCUGAGUAGAGGCGUGUGCAUGCAUAUUACAUUCCGGGGCGCACAGCGAGCUACGUGACUUAGUUGUUUACUUGACUUGACACGGAUCCAGAUGACCCCUCACUCGCGCAUCAUCCUCGGAGCCGAGCCCGGUGAUGUGCAAGGGGGGGGCUCGGUGUGCCUAGCCGAGUAGCCUCUUCAGCUUUCGUUUUAGUCAGGUUCUGCCUCUACCCCGCAAAGGGAUUACCACGGUUAGCUUCUACACAGAGUCACUCCACAAACAGGCUCUUUCUCUAUCAAGGUUGCAAGCCGAAAACUUUGAGAAUGAGGAUAAGAAACUACACAGGAUAAGGUAAAGGAACUACAUGUCAUGUAAGUAGUUCCUUUACCUCAUGGUAACAACGCACCACGGGGAGCCUUGUUGUAGAAAGUAGCUGUUCUGGUUUUGAUAAUUAGUCAGAAGUCACUCGGACGUGGACGACAUCUUUAGCCAUCACUUAAAACUGCGGGGCCUGGGACCUGACGGCCCAUAGGACUAGGUCAACUAUUGGCAGACUGAGUGAGCCUCUACUUGCUGGUCACAAGUACCUCCUUCAGCCCCCUGUGGUACUUACAUUGGUUUUUUCUAUCUUUCCUAGGUAGGUUGGCUCCACCACAUACAUUAGGCACUAGAUGUCGAUGUGCAUGAAAGUAGUAAUGCGCAAGAUAAAUUAUUUAGAUGCAUGCCCAUGCGCAAGGAAGCAGAAGUAGCAAACCUCCUGCAGCACGCGCACAACGAACUAGUGGAGAUGAUCGGCUUCCUUCCGAUCGACGUCAUCGUUUACGACCUCUAAGCAAGGAGAAUCUUUAUGCCCUGGACGAGUGGUGGAGUGAAUAUGACUUGCCUCGAAUCGUCACGGAAAAUACGCGCUACAAGUUUGGAAUCCCGUUAAAGGCACUUCCGGAUCAAUAUUUCUGUUACGAUUCUUCUCUCGAUUUCUUAGCUACGUUAAAUUUAGACGACGUAGCGCAACAAUAUGACAGAUAGAAGCCAGUAUCAUGUUUUUCACUGCUUCAACAUGACUUAGGAUGGAUAUUAAUCCCCAUUGAUUCCAGUAGAAGUUAUAUAUAUUACGUAAGAAAUAGAAAGAGGGUAGGUAGGCACUAGGCGUAGGGACCUGGUGGCGACUAUACACUGCCACGGGGAUUGCUGAACCCUUCCAGCCGACUAAGUAGAAUGUUGCAGACUUCGAGUCUCAGUCCUACUCCGUGCGGUGUCGCCACCGAGUCCGCACGCCCCCUCGACUACUGUUCACACCGUGCCAGCUGCCGAGUCGUUUGCUUGGUGUUGUUGGCGCAUGUGUCUGUUCUUGUCUCCUCGGGGUUCUUGAAUGGUGUGUGUGUGUGAGCUAUGGGGGUGAGCGCGUAUUACGACUUGCACGAUGAUGAUGGUGAUGCUAAUGCGCUAUAGCUCGCUCGAAGAAAAUUUUGUCUGGGUGCGUGAAGUUGAUUAUUUCUAUUUAUUUUGUGGACACCGGCAACUUCUCUACGCUAGUCUUAGUUUCGCAUAUGGGUAAUAUUCAUGGAGAAUAAGGAGCUUUUACAUCGACUAUGCCUCUAACUUUGGUUUCCGCUUUUAUCAGUUCAUCUUGUCCUUUUUUAUAUCCCUGCAUCCUCCGUCCUCGAUGUUUGCCUAUGCAUCAUAUAAUUGCUUCUUGGAAGACAUAGCAUAACGGCUGACCUGUUCUGGAUAUAUUAUCAUAUUGUAGUACUUUCGUUUUCUUUACGUAAUAGAUGAUGUUGUAGGUACAAGUAUGAGGGCGCGAUGAAGUCGAUAACUUCAGGCGGAAAGUCUUCUAGUUGCACUUUUGUUUUUCCAUUUUUUAUCCUUGUGAGCGUUGGCACGUCUUAUCUCUUUGAGCUUGACCUUUCUAACCUUCGGCCGUUGUCGGAUUCGCCAUGCCUCAGCCUUUCACCUCAGAUGAACUUAUGGUCGGCAGUGUUGGCAAGCUAUCUCGCUGCAGAUUGCGGUACUAGCUAUCAGCUAUUACUUUGUUUUGGAGAUCAUAAUGUGAAAAGAAUGAAUAAGUUGAACACUUCGCUGUUAUAUAUAGUAUUGGAACACUUUUUUUAGCGGACGAUGCUUCAUGAAGUAGAACACCAAGGGAAGAGUUUAUUGUCCGCAUCGUGAUGAAGCGUCUUAAUUUUUUCGAUUUGUAAAAGCUAUGACAAGUAAUUGCACCGUGAUGCUGCGGCCACUCCCCGGAGUAUAUUCUUGUAGGAAAUUAGUAUAUACAAUGUUGACGUUCCACAGCGAUUCACUCGAGCUGUGAAGAUUUGUGAAUCACAAGAAGCCGAGCGGCGUAUUCGCUUUAGCUUUGCUCACGACUUUAGCUAUGCUAAGCUCGAAACCCUUCACAACUUCAUCCACAGUGCUUGCAAGUAUUCACAAAUAACUCUUUCCGCACUCUCGUCAGUUUAAGUACACAAAUCUUGGCACAUCUUCCGAGUAUUUUCGCAUAUCUUUAAAAAAAGGAGAUAUUUACGAAAAUACUCAUAAAUCUUGCUCCGCCUCUAACGUCGCUGAGGAUCUGGAGGGACACUUCAGUAGACUUCUCGUCGGUAGCGUCGGUUAAGGGUAGCACCUCACCAUCCUGGGCGGCGUUUCCUCACCUUGUUUGAAACGGCGGCAACCCUUCUCCUGGACACUAGAAGUAUAUAUCUGAUACUGAUGCAGAGUUGUGAAGAUCUCUCUUAAUAAAGACAUAUAUCUGAUGAUUUUCAACAAGUGAAACCGCGCAGUCGCCAGGAUAUUGAGAGACGAUCUCGAACUUAGUGCCUCCGGCAUCAUUCGGCUGCUGGAGAAACUGCCUGAUGGUGUCAGCGACCGACCGUACAUUUAUAUGGACCCGUUCUAUGACUAUGACGCGGCGGAACAGCAAGUCGGAGAAAAGCAAGCUAUGCACAAAGUCAUCCGCACGCUAUUCUUUUUUUUCUUUCGUAGUUAAUACUGACUAGGAAAAGUAUACUAAUACUAUGUCUAGGUCUAGCCUGAUGCAAUUUCAGUGGUGACUUAUUUGCGUCAUUUUGAUAUCUUCACACUCUUCGGUAUCCAAAAGAGGCCGGCUAGGGGUGUAGUUCUUCUUUUACAUGAUGAAUUUGAAAAUGCAACACGUGAACGAACAAAGACUGCGCCAAAAGGAUCCCUUCGCGGUCUGCCUAAGCCUUCGGGCUUCCUGCCUAAACUUUAAAUUUAGGCACGUUCUGCCUCUGUUUAUGCAGCUUUGGCCAUGUGCCGCAGCAGCGAAGUUGGUUGCCUAAAAUUUCACCGGGCCACUGCCUAGCGACUCACUUCUGCGCUCCGGAGCCACCCGGUGGCUCCGGGGCGUGGCGGUGGACUAAAUUUCGAGCCGUUUCUCUGCGUAAACUUUGGCUUCUGCUGCCUAUCUUUGGGCUUUUCUUCCUAAGUUUUGGACUUUUCUGCUUGAAGUUUGGGCUGUUCUGCCUGAGUAAGUUUGAAACCUAGGCAGAAAGGCCGAAGGCUUAGGCAGGGCCUCCAAAAGACACUCUUGGCUGAGCUUAGCUCGUUUCGAAAGACAUGGUAUACCAAAAGCUUUCCUCGCUGUGUUGCCCAGGUGAUUUCCUCUGUUUGCGCCGUUGAAAUUUUCCAAAGACACUCUCCCACGGUAGUUGCUGCGCAGCAAGCAGCGCUGGGGACGUGUUGCCCCUAGGGUCCACCCAUGCCCGGAGCCCCUUGGGGCAUUUUCGCCGCGGUCCCGUGGUCGGCAAGUCUUGCGCGCGCCAUAGCGGGGGCUUAGACUAUCGGCGUCCAUCUGAGUCUCUUCUUCGUCUUCUGGCAUUGUAUUGCCAACGCCAAAGCCUGUCAGGCCCGCAGCCGGUCGCGCGGAGGCUGACGCCCGCGGGCCUUGUCCUCGAGCGAGAGCGCCUGGGCAUAAGCCUCGCUUGGGAGGCGGGUGAAGUGUGUGGCCCGUCUUUGCGUGUGGUCCGUCUCUCUGGCUGGCGUUUCAGAGGCGUUCCAUCUACGACUUGUAUUUCGCGACCAGGCAGAUUUAUCGUGAACCUGCAGAGGAAAAUCAUAGAAAUGCAGGGACUUUUUCACAGAUCAUUUUCAUCUCCUUCCCUUUCCUCCGUUCCAUUUAAUAGUACUCGAACACUUUUCUUCUUCUAAUUUCGAACCCCACCUUAAACUUUCGACCCUCAAAUACGAUCGAAUGGCACGCUGGCGCCUCGCGGAGGAGAAGGAGAAGGAGUUCUCGCUGAAGACUCUCGCCGGCAAAGCUGCUAAGUUGGUCGCCGUGGUUGCUGAUUUAGCGGCUGGAGCUGCUGGGG